AUGGGGUUGAAAAGGAAGAGAGAUGUAGAUGAUAUCAAGAAUAAUCCGAGAUCCAAGAAAAGGAAAAGUUCAGAUAGUUUAUUAGACCGCGAUGUUGCGCUAAAAAAAAAUGUGUUUGAGUCUUUAACUAACCAUAUUGAUGAAGAUUCGGAUUCAGAACUCAUCUACCAGUAUGACGAUAAUACCACCCCUACCCACGACAAAAACGGAGAUGAAGAAAUAGUGCUUCUUGAUAGUGACGUUGAAGAAAUAGUCCUUCUUGAUAGUGACGACGAAGCUGAAGACAAAGAUAGGGAUAAUGAGGGAAGUGGACGUGAGAAUGAAGAAUUUAGAAGCUUGAGUGCAAAUGCAGAUGGUGCAAUUUCAGAUGUACGUGAGUUGAACAGCAUAUCAAACAACGAAGACUUUAUUGGAUUUGGGUUUCUGUCUUCCGAUGAAGACGACGACGACGAGGGAAAGUAUGGAGAGGACGAGGACGAGGAAGAAAAAGAAGAAAAAGAGGAGGAAAAUGCUGACGCUGGUAAUUUUGAUCUGGGUACAAAUGGAAGCCGUCGAAAUUUGCCUUCAAGUACUUUAUACCCAUGGGUGCGAAACCAUGACCAUUGCAAGCAGAAGGAGAUUGCUGACUGGUUGACAUUGGAAAUGAAAGAUUUGGUAAAUUACAUUUCUCCUUCAAGCGAGGAGAUUAUCACAAGAAAUCGUGUUAUCAAUACCUUAAAGAAACAGAUUUCCAUUUUUUGGCCUGGAACCGAAGCACAUGUCUUUGGUUCAUGUGCUACGGAUUUGUACUUACCCGGUUCUGAUAUUGAUAUGGUUGUAAUAUCAAACACGGGGGAUUACGAAAAUCGAUCGAGAUUGUAUCAAUUAUCAUCCUUUCUCAGAGCCAAAAACCUUGCAAAAAAUGUUGAAGUGAUAGCUAGUGCGAAAGUUCCAAUCAUCAAGUUUGUCGAUCCCGAUUCGAACUUACACAUUGAUAUAUCUUUUGAGAGAAAAAACGGGCUUGAUGCAGCUCGGCGAAUACGGAGGUGGUUGCUGUCGACACCUGGGUUGAGAGAGUUGGUUUUAGUAGUGAAACAAUUCUUGAGGUCUCGAAAGUUGAAUAAUGUGCAUGUUGGUGGUUUGGGUGGGUAUGCAACGAUCAUAAUGUGCUAUCAUUUUUUGCAUUCUCAUCCCAAACUCUCGACAAAUUCUAUGGAUCCAUCGGACAAUCUAGGAGUGCUACUUAUAGAGUUUUUUGAGCUAUAUGGAAGAAACUUCUCGUACGACAACUUGAUUAUAUCCUUGAAUCCAGAGACGGAGGAGCCACGUUACUUGUUGAAGGAUAAGAAUUCUGCUUUAAACACCGCUCGAAACACGUUUUCCAUAGUGAUACAAGAUCCUGCGGACCCCACGAACAAUAUCAGUAGGUCUUCGUAUAACCUUCGAGAUUUGAAAAAGGCAUUUGGCGGAGCGUAUCAACUUCUAGUAGCAAAAUGCUAUCAAUUGAAUGUAGCCCCCUAUAAGGAUAGAUUGGGACAGCUGAUUUUGGGGGAUAUCAUAAAGUUCAAAGGUAAAGAGCGACAUUUCAGGGAUGAAAGACACAUGAUUGUCAAUGAUGCGUUAAUAAGUCACGAUGAAGAACAGGGCUCGUCCUUGAGCAGAGGAAGCAAAGAUAAUAGUGAGUAUUAUUUCUCCGAUAUGUCGGAAGAAGAUAACGUCAACAAUGAUUCUAAUUCUAAAGCCAAAAAGAAAAAAAUGGUUAAGCCAACUCCAACUCCCACUCCUAUUCCUACACCUACUCCCAUAACCAAUAAAUCAAAAGACACCAAAAAGUUGGUUGAGUCGAUUUUAGGGCUCGAGUCGGAGGACAACGAGAGAGAUGUUAAGGGCGGCACAAGAAAGAAUAACGAUGCUGACGCUAAUGACGAUGACGACUAUAAUUAUGAACCAGAACCCAUUCUUCCUUCAAAACCAAAAACUUAUCUCGAUAAGGACAUCAAGAGAGAUUAUUGGCGACAAAAGGGGCUCAAUAUAUAA
This is a messenger RNA of Lodderomyces oxycetoniae, 2016 nucleotides long. Its product is annotated as non-canonical poly(A) polymerase. NCBI's taxonomy places the organism in Eukaryota, Fungi, Ascomycota, Pichiomycetes, Serinales, Debaryomycetaceae. The transcript has a single exon. Bases 1 to 2016 code for a protein of 671 amino acids. The record is from RefSeq and is a predicted model, not a curated record. Gene Ontology annotation, cellular component: nucleolus; TRAMP complex. Gene Ontology annotation, biological process: RNA 3'-end processing. Gene Ontology annotation, molecular function: poly(A) RNA polymerase activity; mRNA binding.